CCCUGUCAUUUACCUUUGGUCAGAUUCUUGAAUCUUUCGUAUCACACACCAUUCCAUUCCAAAUUCCUCCCAAAGACUGGGAAACUGUAAUAUUCUCCGUACCGCAUUUCUGUGUCCGCCUCCAAAUCAAAGAUUUCGCAUUUGGUGGUGUCCCUUUGGUACACGUGUGGACCGACAACUCUGCCCACGUCAGUCUCGAAGGCCGUCGGUCAUCGGUGGCCGAUAAAUUAUCAAAAUCCAUUCAAAACCCAAUUGCUCCUCCAAUACUCACAAUUCCAUUUUCGUUCUACUCUGUUUGGUUGAGUAGGAGCUGAUCUCUGUGGAAUACAAAAUUCUGAUUUGACUAAUUUGACUCCGUUCCUCUUCAUUUGCUUUUGCUGCAGCAUAUACUUCGAACCUGUUCUUUUUUCUUUUUGAUUUGCCCAUGGCUAUGUUGCUGAGAAAAGUGUGGGAAUCGGUGUCCACCCGUUCGGGAUUGCACUUGGAAAUGUCGCCCAGUGAUCGGCGUCGAUUUGAAGGGUCGUCGUCUUUGGGAGAAUUCGAUCAGAUUCCCAUGGAUAUACUGAUUCAAAUACUAAAAUUAGCUGGGCCCAACAGCACAGCGAAAAUGGGUAUGGUCUGCAAGUCUUGGAGAUCGCUUGUUUCUGACAAUAGUCUUUGGAUUUUUUUCCUCCAAAACCAACUGGAGCCUUGGGAUUCUGUUUUGUUUGGGGAAACUAAGUUGGCCUCGGGCUACCCUCUUGAAACAUUCUCCAGUCAGUUGACGCCAUUGUCAUUCAUGAAAAUAUAUAGAAAACGGGCUGAAGCACCCGGUACUGUUAUCAUUGAUGGUGGUUCUGGCUAUUGCAAAUUUGGUUGGAGCAAAUACAGUUGUCCAUCUGGGCGUUCUGCAACAUUUUUGGAAUUCGGGAACAUCGAAUCUCCCAUGUAUCCUAGACUUCGGCAUUUUUUUGCUACUAUUUAUAGCAGGAUGCGGGUUAAGACAUCUUUCCAUCCAGUGGUAGUGUCAUUGCCAAUCUGCCACUAUGAUG
Momordica charantia (bitter melon) is the source of this 1031-nucleotide messenger RNA. The record is from RefSeq and is a predicted model, not a curated record. Lineage: Eukaryota; Viridiplantae; Streptophyta; Magnoliopsida; Cucurbitales; Cucurbitaceae.